AUGAUUUCGUUGAGUGACGAGGGUUUCUCCGUGACAUGCGACGUCUCCUCGUAUAAACCCGAUGAAUUGAAAUUGCGAUUGGACGGGGAUGUUUUGUCGAUUGAAGGAGAGCACAAAGAGGAGAAUGAACAGGGCUCCGUCCACCUCCGUUUGCAACGUUCCAUUCGGAUUCCCGUGGAUCAAAUCGAUCUCUCGAGUGAUGACGAGAACAAAAGGAAAGAAGGAUUUGGAUCAGAAAGUGCAACAAGCUAUCGUCAAUGGACG
Molecule: messenger RNA, 264 nt
Organism: Mesorhabditis belari
Lineage: Eukaryota; Metazoa; Nematoda; Chromadorea; Rhabditida; Rhabditidae
Source: the annotation of a GenBank genome assembly